This is a messenger RNA of Caenorhabditis auriculariae, 1203 nucleotides long. The record is from the annotation of a GenBank genome assembly. NCBI's taxonomy places the organism in Eukaryota, Metazoa, Nematoda, Chromadorea, Rhabditida, Rhabditidae.
AUGAUGAGAGUUCCUCAUGUGCACGUUCUUUUCGCAAUAUUCGUGAGGAAUAUUUAGUUUUACCAAUUAAAACAACCUUUUUAGGUAGUACAACUCGGAUUUCUUAUAGAAUUCUACCUUCUCAAUCAUUUUCUUAAGGACACAGGGAAAACGACAUCGGUGCGUUGAGUUCGAAAGAAAUAAAGGGGGAUAUGAAACUGAUAUUUUGACCAAGCUUAAAUGUGAAAAUGACAUUUCAAACUAUCUCGGAAUAAUCGUUUUUAGAAGAAUAUUCUUUCUGAAGGUCAAAGUUUCUUGCUAGAGUGUUCUGAGGCUUAAAAAUCUCUAUAAAUUAAUUGAAAUUGGCAUUUAGUCUAGUUAGUCAGUGAAAUCCGUUCAACCUGCCCUCAACAUUUCAACAAAAUCUAUUGGAAAGUCCACAGAUUCCUCAGAGAAUGAAAUUUUUUUUUUCUGAAUUUGAAUGGUUGUUGAUAAGUCUCUAGUUUUUUUUUAAUCUCAGCCCAAUCUGGAUCAUUCUGAAAUUGAAGUUGAAGAAACUGAUUAUACCACUUUACUUUUUUUUUAACGCGCUCGCCUGUUUUGAAACACUGUGGCCACUUAAAAGUGGUUGAAUGAAAAUAGUCGAUCCGUUGUUUAAAGGAGGAGAGACCCAAAAUGAAAUUCUUCGAAACCUUUUUUAUGCUCUUUAAAACAACCAAGGAAUUUUGAAGCAUUCAGUUCUUUUCAUCAACUUUUUUUUUUGAAAAAGCUUCACAAGAGUUGUAAAUCAAUUUCAGCUAGUGGUUGCUGGAUGCUUCGCUGGAAUCACAGGGCUACUGGCCUUCGGCCUUUUUGCUUUCUCUCUAGUCAAGUUGAGAAGCGGCCUCAACCCGAUGCCUGUACAUUCGACCUUUGAAACUAUUCAUUCGAUCAUGAGAGUUCAGGUGUUGAUCACGGUCGGCUUGUGUGUCGGCUCGAACAUCUGUUGCUUGGGCAGUUUGGGCUUUUUCUGCAUUUGGGGCUACGUGGAUACUGCGAAAGAAGAUCCCUCGGAGCAUGAAAUUCACAAAACCGCAUACAGUAUGAUGGUUUGAGCACGGUGAAUUUUCCGAGGAGAAGGAAGAGUUUCAGAUGACUCUAGGAUUGUCGACGAUAAUGAUUGGAACUCUGGUCGCUCUGAUCAAGAAGGCUGCAAAGGUAGCGGAGUUCGAGGAUGAACAGUAG